Molecule: messenger RNA, 4938 nt
Organism: Mizuhopecten yessoensis (Yesso scallop)
Lineage: Eukaryota; Metazoa; Mollusca; Bivalvia; Pectinida; Pectinidae
Product: leucine-rich repeat-containing protein 74A-like
Exons: 14
Coding region: 348-1886 (512 amino acids)
Molecular function (GO): protein binding; calcium ion binding
Source: RefSeq, a predicted model, not a curated record
CUGUAACAGUAAAUGACUUUUUGCUACAGUUUAUAUUUGUUCUGCCGUUCAAUGCUAUACAAACUGAUGACAAAGUGACCGCUGGUCAUAUAAUGGACAGCACUACCGUACCUUAGUGUAUGUUUGUAUUAACAAAUAUAUGUAUUUGGACGGAGACUAAUGGAUUUACGUAUCCCGUGACUGAUUUGAUUGAAGUACAACGGUGACAUAUUUAAAAUGACCUUUUACAUUUCAACACUUGUAACACUACCGAAUUUUCAUCAUCUUUAGGUGUUUUUUUUAUGUGAUCGUCAACUCCGUGGUUUCAUAUUUGAGAAUCUGUGUAGUUAUCACAUCAGUGUGUCAUCAUGACUACUACCAAGGCGGAAUAUUUAGCUACAACUCACCUUCCUUACACGAGUCGGGUUUGUGGUCGGAUGUCAAGUGAAAGACCAGAAUCCAAACAGGCUGGCACGCCAAGAGGCCUAGACCUGCGCAGGGCGAGUAAGAACCGGAAGAGGGCGUCUGUAGAUGAUGACACGGAGACGGUUCUGGACCUUACAGUGGCGUCAGUGCCCUAUGACGACACGGGAAAGCGGACAUAUGAGAGGGCGUGUAAAAAGUAUGGAGUCACUCCGUCAUCUCUGUUCCUACGGAACCUCGCGGAAAAGGACAUCGACCUCACAAAUUAUGGUUUAGGACCAAAAGGAGUGAUGGCUGUAUCUGUGGCUCUCGUGGUGAACUCCACUGUGACGUCAUUGGUUCUCAAAGGAAACUGCAUAGACAACGCCGGCGUGUUAUACAUACAACAAAUGAUGACGGAGAAUAUGUCUAUAACAGAUCUGGAUUUGUCCGAAAACAGCCUAGGAACGUACGGAGCCAAAGUGAUGGGUUUAAUGUUAAGGGAAAACAAAGUUGUUCGAUACCUCAACCUGUCAGGGAAUCAAUUUACAGAUCAAGACGCAAUAUACCUUACAAAACAAAUACAGGACCAUUCUAGUCUAGAGCAUGUGGACCUCAGUCACAAUGAGUUUGGAGAUGUAUCAGGACCCGAGUUCGAGAAGAUGAUGUCCUAUCAACGUCAGCCCGACGCUAACCGUGCUUUACUGGCAUUAGACCUAAGUUGGAACCAAUUCAGACUGAUUGGGGCAAAACAUCUGGCAACGGGUAUGAAGGAAAAUGCCUACCUAAAAUACUUGAACGUGUCAUGGAAUGGUCUAGACGACGGCGGCGGAAAGGAUUUCGGUGACGCCAUCGGCAAUAACAACGUCAUAGAGGUCAUUGACCUUUCGUGUUGUAGGAUAGGCCCCGAGGGAUUCGCCGGUAUUUUGAAAGGCCUUAAAAACAACGAUACACUUCAAGAACUACGGAUAGGAAAAAAUAAUAUACCUGAGGAUGCAGCGAACGCCGCAGUGGAGAUGUUUGAUCAGAUGGAGUCCACCGCACUCACUAUGCUAGAUAUGACGGAUGUUAUCCUAGGCCCACACUUUCAGGAUAGGGUAGAUGAACUGAAGGAAAAGCAUGAAGGUUUAGAGAUAAAGUUUGGAUAUGGUGACAUGUACGGCAAACGUAAGAUGGCUGGAUCUGUAGAUGUUGGGGAGGACGCCUUACUCACCAUCAAGGAAUACAUGGACAGACACAAUCUCACCAUAUCCGAACUGUUUGCACGCUUUGACGACGACGGUAGUAAUAGCGUGGACUAUGACGAAUUUCGGGAAGGGAUUAAGGAAGCGAAGAUAGAUCUUACCGAUUUCCAAGUGGACAAGCUCAUAACGUUUAUAGACAUGGACGGCGAUGGAGAUCUUGAUUUUAGUGAAGUGGUUUUAAAAAUGAAAGAGGUGACGAAAAAACGGGAGGCCGAAGACGAACAACGAAAGGAAGAGGCAAAAAACAAAAGGAAGUACUAAGGGGAAAAUUAUGCCAUUGUGAUAUGCAAGACUUAUGGCCAAGCAGUACCUUUCACCUAUACGGAACCUCCUACAUGAUGCGAGAUUCGUGUGUUCGCGUUAGUUUAUAUGGACAUGCUAUUCUCACUAGAAUAUUCAGACACCAACAAGAAACAAACAACUGUUCUUGCAAAUAAGAAUCAUAUAUAUCGAACAUGUUGUAAGAACAAUCGCAAAAAAACAAGAUUUCGUAAAAAGCUAAUAAGAUGUUGAAAUGACCACGACGGUAGUGUCUACAUCUCUCUCAUGGUUAUUACAAAUGAAGAACUUCCACUAAAAUAAUCAUUAUUGAGAGGAAUAGCUGGACUGUUAGACAGUGAAAUAAGUAAUUGCAGGAAGGUCACAAUAUAGUUACAGUGGUGGACUGAUUCAAGGAUAGGAAUAUCAGUAGAUUGGUGGUUGACCCCUCAAUCAGAAUAUCAGUAGAUUGGUGGUUGACUCCUCCAUCAGAAUAUCAGUAGAUUGGUGGUUGACUCCUCCGUCAGAAUAUCAGUAGAUUGGUGGUUGACUCUCCAUCAGAAUAUCAGUAGAUUGAUGGACUGAUUCCAGGAUAGGAAUAUCAGUAGAUUGACUCUCCAUCAGAAUAUCAGUAGAUUGAUGUACCGAUUCCAGGAUAGGAAUAUCAGUAGAUUGGUGGUUGACUCCUCCAUCAGAAUAUCAGUAUAUUGGUGGUUGACCCUCCAUCAGAAUAUCAGUAGAUUGAUGGACUGAUUCCAGGAUAGGAAUAUCAGUAGAUUGGUGGUUGACUCUCCAUCAGAAUAUCAGUAGAUUGAUGUACCGAUUCCAGGAUAGGAAUAUCAGUAGAUUGGUGGUUAACUCCUCCAUCAGAAUAUCAGUAGAUUGAUGGACUGAUUCCAGUAUUAGAAUAUUGGUAGAGUAGUCGACUGAUUUCAGAAUUAGACUAUCAGUAGAUUGGUGGAUUGACUCCACGAUCAGAAUAUCAGUGGAUUGAUGGACUGAUUCCAGAAUUAGACUAUCAGUAGAUCGGUGGACUGAAUCCAGGAAUAAAACAUUGGUAGAAUGGUUGACCAUCUACUUGAAGAAUUAUGACAUCAUGUGCUUUCGGCAGAUUCGUCCUUCUGGUGGCAGAUCAGAACCUUUUUAAGCUUAACUGGCGAAACUAUCACAUCCCUGUAUUUUGCUAUUGUGUGUACCUGGUGAAGAGUCGGGUUGGUAAUUAUAUGAUAUAUGAAGAUGAGAUUAUAUGUACAGUGAAUAUGCCCGGUAUGUGUGGGUAGAAAGAUUGCGCGAGAAACUGCAAUAAAAUAUUUUUCAUGGCGCUAUUUUUCUGUGGUUAUGAUUAUAUACCAAACGUGUAUGAAGGUUUGGUGACGAUACCUUGUUUCUUAUCUUCAAUGUUCUACUGAAAUCAAGGCGGCAUCUACCAGCAGAUCAUACCAACAGAUACUAUAGGCAGUAGUAAUGAAGAAGCCACAAUCCGGAAAUACUUCAUAGUAAUGAAAUUCUAUCAUCAAUAAUUAUUAUUAUUAAUAGCUAUGCUACCCUGUAUUACGAGUCGUUUUAACAAGAUGUGAAUGGUCACAUCAGAGACCUUCAAAGAUUGUGUACGUCAGCUAGGAUUACAUCGAUAACAGCAGGUUCGUUAAUCGUAAGUCCUCUUCGAAACCUUCUCACAAUCUAGUUCAUGUAUGAACGGUCAAACUUCGCUUGUGGCAUCACACUUUCUAACGUGCUUGACACCUCACAAUCACCUUCCUGGACAGGAAUGAACUUCGUGUGGAGUGUGUUGUUCCAGUAGCGGUCACACUUAUUGUUGUAAUUGCUGUAGUCGCAGUAAUCCUCAGUACCAUUAAACUGGAGCUGCAGUCGUAUUGUGGUACUAUAUACUCAAGAAAUGGGGGAAAAGGUAGGAGGAUUUUGAAAAAUCCAAGUGCUUUUGAUUGAUCUUGAACAUCCUCUUCUCGAAAAUGUUUCUUCUAUCAACACUUUUAACUUUUCGACCCUUUACAAUACCUCGUACCAAACUGAAGGAACACCUAUGUCCUCUUGCUAUGCGAGCUUUCUAUUCAAAGAAAGGUGUACAGCGAUAUAAAGAUAUGGUUGUAAUUGUUUUGGAGCAUAUUUCGUUCAAGGUAAAACAAAGGCCAAAAUGAAAUAUACUGAGGACGAUAUUGUGAGGAUGAUUGAGUUCCUGGUUGACAAUAUUUAAGUUGAAUUCGGUGGCAACGUUUUCCAGCAGACUGUCGACAUCUUCUAUUCGAUUUUUUUCUGUCUUCAUACGAAACUGUAUUCAUUGAUGAGCUUAUUAGGACUGGUAACCAAAAACCUAGCAAAGUCCUUCAGUUUCACAUUCAGAGAUAUCGAGGAUAUGCUGUCGUGGAUAACAAGAAAUUAAUUGACCAAAUCGAUCGUAUAUACCCGCCAGAGAUUAAAAUCAAGGACACCAGACUCUUCAACUUCAGCCGCUGUCCUCGAUCUUUACUUACAACAUGACCAACAGGGAUGGCUUAUCAGUUUCUUAAUAGCAACUUCCCUGCUUCCCUACCUACGGUGUCUACAUAUUGCAGUAGAUUCGGUACUCAAGGGCUGGCUUCAAAGAUCAUGACUUCCAUGAUAGAUGUCGGCUGCUGAUGGACAAACUUACAACACAGGGUUUCUAAAGAUUGUCGUCAUACGCUAUUUCUUUGUGUGGUAUAAAGGGGUGAAUCAUUUACAUUGGUUUAAAUUCUACAUUCCUUGAACAUGAUUAUAAGAUAUACAGUAAACAAGGCAAAAUAUUGCGAAAUAAUAAUAUCCAAUUUCGGGAUCCAAUAUGUACGAAGGGCCAUAACUCUGUAUACAGUGGGCGCACGAUUCAAUUAUAGCAUGUGACACUAUGUCAUCUCACGAGCUACUAACAUAAAAAUUUGGUACUAAAGAGUACAGAGUAUAUGACAAUGCGGUUCACAGUGAACAAAGGGCCGCUACUCUGUAUAGAAUUGGCGAGAGUACCCAUUUCAGAAUGUGACAAAUUUACUCCCAACAUUCCAAGAGGUACUCUACCCAAACACAA